This is a messenger RNA of Effrenium voratum, 1209 nucleotides long. Lineage: Eukaryota; Dinophyceae; Suessiales; Symbiodiniaceae. The record is from the annotation of a GenBank genome assembly.
GCUCAAGCGGGACCGAGUCGAAUCGGUUCUCGCUCCGAUUGCUUGCCCGGCCCGAGGGAUGGCGCCCGCGGACACGGAGUCUUGGCAGCCCGUUUUCGAUCGCCUGACCGAGCGCUUCCCGGAUAUCGGGGCAGCAAAGAUUGCCGCCAUCUUGCGGGAGAACAACGGGCAUGCAGGUCAGGCUGCCGCAGCGCUGCGGGACUUGGCCGGCACCGGCAAGCGGGACGUGGACCCGGAUGACCAAGAGCACGUCAAGACGCUCCUCACCAGUCCUGUGAUGUUCGCCGCGGUGUGCAAAGAGAACUUCCGGAAGUUUGACGUCAACGGAGACGGGGUGCUCUCUUGGACGGAGGUGCUGCCUUUAGUGAGCACCCUCUACGAGAGCUUCGGCUUACAACCGCCAAGGGAAGGCAACCUGCGGUCCUUCUUCGACGCAACCGACCUGAACAAGGACGGCGUCCUGUCGGAGAAGGAGUUCAAGAAGUUCUUUGAAUGCUUUCUCCGAUACGCCUUCUUUGACGUGGUGCUAAAAGAAAAGGCUCCGAACCUGUCGGAGGAUGUGAAGCCCGAUAACCCGGAGCCGGAGAGGCAAGACAAGGCGCCGCGGGGCCCGUCUCCGAAGCGGGCCUCGGGAUCGCCCAAAGGGCGGUCCUUUCGCGUCAUCGCUCCGCAUGGCAUCUCGUGGAGAAAGUCCCCGGACUUCAACGACCGAGCGGACGCCAACGUUCCAGCCGGCGAGGUAGUCACUGUGCUGGAGCAGUGGGUCAAGACCGACAGAGGCUGGUUGCCAGUGCAUGACGCCCGGGGCAAGCUGCUUCUCCAACCCGAGGAGGAACCUCGUGCCGCAGGAGCCGCUCACUCUGCUGCCAGGCGAGAGAAGCGGCCAAAGGAGGAGAAGGUUUCGGUGCCCGAAGUGGCCAGCUCAGGCGGCACCGAGCUUCGGUCCGGGGAGGAGGAGUGGAAGGAGCGGUUCGAGCGCUUGAAGGAGAGGUUCCCCAUGUUGAGCUCGGCUCAGGUGCUGCAAAAGCUGCGCGCACAUCAAGGCCAUGCAGGACACACCGCUGCAGCACUGCGCGAGUUGAUGGGGCGGCAGGGCGGGAACUGACAGUCCGCAUUUCCGCGGAACGUAGUAGGCUGUUAGGAAGUGGGGCGCGCACCGGCACCACGCAGAAUUCAUUUGACUGGGUGCUAAAUGGGUAGAUCGGCUUU